AUGAAGAACGACCCUUGGGUUCCAUCUACUGGGACAGCAGUGGUGACUGCAAGUGCCAAUGUAGCUGUAUCACAAGCCAUUCCUGCGGAUCCAUUUUCUGCAUGGGAACAGCAACUGGAACAGACUAAUAAUUCAGAUGUUGCUUCUUCUUCCACUCCUGUCAGUUCGUCCACGACAACGGCUGCUCGAAAAACGCCGGAAAACUUCUUAGGAGAAAAUAGUAAUCUUGUCAAUUUGGACAAUCUUCUUGGUGUAUCUUCCACAGCGAAUUCGAAUUGUGUAAAUCCUUUCCUUCUUGGCUCAUCUUCUAUGGCUAAUCCAUUUGCUUCCCAACAGCGAAAAUCGCCGACUUUGAACGAGAUGCGAGCGGCUCAAGCUUCUGUAGUUCCACCAGUUCCUCAAAUUGGUCCCAGAGUUGGUACACUCCCAGCUCCAGUUCACACAACAAAUGGUCCCAACCCAUUUGUUAGUCAGUUUUAA
Messenger RNA from Angiostrongylus costaricensis, 480 nucleotides. The record is from the annotation of a GenBank genome assembly. NCBI's taxonomy places the organism in Eukaryota, Metazoa, Nematoda, Chromadorea, Rhabditida, Metastrongylidae.